AUGAAGUUCUUGAAGAGGUCAUCUGAAUCUAGCAGGGGUCCUACCCGUAAGAGCACUCAGGAGUGUAUGGACAGGUCGUCGGGUACAGGGGUCACUGGACGGUCCUCGACCGUCAUGAACAGCGAGAGAACAUCCUCUCGAUCUUUCCGGUCUGACUCGAAGAGCAUGGAUUCCCAGUUUUCCCUGGGUGCAUGUGGAGGAUCGAGAAAAUCCUGUUUCAAUGAGAGCUCUUCAGCUCUGUUCACGGUCUCUGGUUCAUCGGAACCCAAAGGAGCUGUCAGAAGAAGAUCCAUUCUCUCCUUGGACGGAAGCGUUGAACUAGUAGCGGACUCCUCAAUUGUGAAGGCCACUCCUCUGAGAAACUCAAGAACACUUGAUAGCCAAAGCAAAUACAAUUCUUUUCUGUCUAGCAAUCUUCGGUUCGACAGAUUGGGGUUGGUUGGAAGAGUCGAAGAGCAGCAGGUUCUCUUUGACGCACUUGAUCGAGUCUACAAGGGUUCAAGAGAGCCGGUGCUGGUCAGUGGCGAAAGUGGAAGUGGAAAGACUGCCUUGACAGCUUGUCUCAGGAAGAAAAUAAACCUAAAGACAAAUGGGGCAUUUGUUUCCGGAAAGUUUAACCCAGAGGAUCAGGCAGGUGUUCCCUAUCGAGCCUCGCCGACGCUUGCUCACAAAUCCUCAAAGUAA
This is a messenger RNA of Seminavis robusta, 684 nucleotides long. NCBI's taxonomy places the organism in Eukaryota, Bacillariophyta, Bacillariophyceae, Naviculales, Naviculaceae. The record is from the annotation of a GenBank genome assembly.